Molecule: messenger RNA, 7370 nt
Organism: Labrus bergylta (ballan wrasse)
Lineage: Eukaryota; Metazoa; Chordata; Actinopteri; Labriformes; Labridae
Gene: klf13
Product: Kruppel like factor 13
Biological process (GO): regulation of transcription by RNA polymerase II
Molecular function (GO): DNA-binding transcription factor activity, RNA polymerase II-specific; RNA polymerase II cis-regulatory region sequence-specific DNA binding
Source: RefSeq, a predicted model, not a curated record
CAUGGAUACAACCAGCAGGAACAGGCGCUCAGGAGACACACUCACUAUGCUGGAGAGUGUUUGGAGCCGAGAUGGGAGUUAGCACAUCCAAGUUUGUAGAGGUCCUGUUACCAGCGUUGUUGCACUAAUCAAAGACAUUAGGUUUCUUUUUUUUCAAUAGCCUCUUUCUGUGUGUCUGAGGGGGCUUGUCUGCGUUUUUAUCCGAGGCGUUUCUCUCACAGGAUGUUGAUGAUAUUGGGAAGCCGGGUAAGAUCAUAAAGUCAGUUCUCUCUGAUGAGAACCACCUCCUCCUCUCCUCGCACACAAAGGGAAACACGGAACAACUACUUUUUCCUCACACGCCAUCAUUUGAUUUUGAUUUUUUAUUUUUUGAAUGUCAUUAAGGAGCAGAGGGGGCUGUUUCAAAGACAAAAUGGAUCACUUUGCAGCAGAGUGCCUUGUUUCAAUGUCCAGUCGUGCAAUUGUCCACGCGCCUAAAGGGAAUAGGGAGAUUAAACCAGAAACCCCGUCCUCCUCCAAGAACGGAGAGGAAAUCAAAGAGCCUUUGGUGAAAGAUAACUCGUCUCUUUUCGUGGUGGCGCGGAUUCUGGCGGAUUUUAACCAACAGACUCCCAACAAUGUUGCCGAGCAGGCAAAAAUAAAGGAUGAGAGCAUGCCGGACCUCAUAGAUGAUGGAAACUCCGCCACACCUACCACAAUCUCCGAUCCUUCGCUCAAACAAAGAGGCAAAAGAACGCGAGGUCGAACUGAGCAGGAAUCACCUCAGAAAAAGCACAAAUGCCACUAUUCAGGUUGUGAAAAAGUUUAUGGAAAAUCAUCCCACCUCAAAGCCCACCUAAGGACACAUACAGGAGAACGGCCUUUCCCAUGUACCUGGCCCGACUGCAGUAAGAAGUUUGCCCGCUCCGACGAGCUGGCCCGCCACUACCGCACCCACACGGGAGAGAAGAAGUUUGGAUGCCCGCUCUGUGACAAGCGCUUCAUGCGGAGCGACCACCUGAUGAAGCAUGCUCGGCGCCACUCAGAUUUCCAGCCAGGCAUGCUGAAGAGGCCCCACGGCAGCAGUGGUGGCAGCAUCACACGUCCCAGCUCCCUCAGCGACUACAGCCGCUCGGACGCCUCCAGCCCCACCCUCAGCCCCGCCAACUCGCCUUAAACUGAAACCCAGUCGCACUUUCUGCCUCUGACCUGGGAGGCCUGUGUUUUUGUCAUAACACUUGUGUUGCACAGUUGUCAGCAGCCCCCCUCCCUUUGCUCUGCCUGCGCUUGCUGUGGUGUACCAUACUGUACAUAACUGCUUAUUGUAGUGCAAUUACUUGUGCGAUCCUAAAAGAAGGUAAUGCCUUUCCCAGAUGGCAAUAUUUACAUUCUGUACCAUAUGUCUGUAUUUUUUUAGCUUCUGAUCAUGGCUAGUUGUCCAAUGUAUGUUUGCAGUCCGCUAAACAAGGUUUAGAAGAAAAAAAACAGACAUCCUGACAAGUCUUUAAAAAUGGCUUUUUUUCUUUUCUUUUUUUUUUCUUCUUGUUUGAACGGGUGAGGAGAAGGGGUACACACACACACACCUCAGGAUUGAAGACAGUUGCUAUUUCUGUAAUACCACAGUACUUUAACAGUACUCACAUUGACUGCACAAUAUACUCAUCACUUUACUUGGAAAUUCAACAGGGGUUGAAUUUUACACCCUUCUCAGGGAUGGCCUUGUUAGCUUGAAGAAGAAUGAACACGGAGAAGAGAAACAUAAAGUACAUAUAUAGCAGCCUUACACUCAACACAAUUUGCACUCUUUGUUUUUUUGUUGGUUUUCACGUUUAAGGAAAGUCGCCCAUACAGUCAAUCAUACCCAGAAUGCAUGUUUUAUGUUCUACUUUGUGUUGUUUGGGUUCAUGUGUAAAAUAAUUGCUGUUUAAGAAGCAGAUCCCCAAAACGUGCACCUUUUAGUAGGCAAAAUACAUCUGUUUCCUCACUGCAACCUGAAUGUUGAGUUGCAGUAACACUGGGUUAAAUAUGUGUUUCAUUAAACAGUGGUGCACAGUGUAUUCUGUGCAAAUCUACUUUGUGGGAGGAUUGGGAUUAUACUGGGAUAACAGUUUUUAAAUUACACUCAGUAGAAGAAUCUUUAGACCCUUUAAAGAGACAGUUAAGUUUCAAAGCAGCUUUUCAUGCUUUUUUUUUUUUUUUUGAAAAAGCACUGAAUCAUCAACCAGUAUUUCACUCAAAAUACACAAAGGGACUGUAGCUGAGACAACAUUUAUCCAUCUCUGAAGCACAUAGGAAAAAGUACCAAAGACAGAUGUGAAUGAAAGCUUUCUAUUCAGUCUCAUAAGCCGCCCUUUACAGAGGCCUGAGGCUGGUGGGUGGCAGUAUCACAGGUAGAGCCAGACAGCUGGCUGACUUCCCUUCCUACUGUCUUUAGUGGUCUUCCUUGAGGAAACAGCUGCAUCCCACAAGAAGCCAUUCACAGUCUGCAAAAGGAGUGCGAACAUGCCAUUCUCGGGGGAGUCCUCCCUCCCCCCACAGGUUCUACCUGUCCUGUCAAAGAUCAGCAGAGCUCAGAGCCAGCCAAAUUGAAUAAGGUUGCCUAACUUUGGGGUCAAAUUUAGGCCAGAAUGUUGGGCAGAGCUGUGCUGUAGAACAGUGCGAACAAAGAGUCUAUCUGUGACAGACAGGCAAGAGAGGGCAGGUCCCGAUAAAAGAGGAGAGGUUUAUCACGAGCCAAGCAGCACAGAGGAGGAGACACCCGGGCGCAGACACCCUCAUCUCCUCCUUUUUUCUCGCUCCAACAGAAGUGAACUGUGAGCAGAAAAAUGGCUGUAAUUAGCAGGUUGCUCCUACCUGUAGGGACAAAACAAGUGUGUAAUCAACAAUACUACCUAGAUAAGGCUAGCAGUGUGGGUGGGAUUUACCCAACUCCAUCCUAAGCACAGGGAAAAAUCAGUCUCGACUGCUGCUUGAGAGUCACAUUUCACAAUGCCAAGGAAAAUGUAGCUUCAAAAUCAAAUGGAUAUGCUUUCAAACAGCUGCUUUCAAACUUCUCUCUCGCAACAAGGGGGGCUUUUUAAACUGUUGUAAAAACAUGUGAACCAAAACCAACAUAUCAGCAAAGUGCAGUUCUCACCAGCUUCAUGUCAUCCUGCCUGUGAAGCUCAGAUGUCCCCGUGAGAAAGCUCACUUGUGUUUUCUAGUCACACAUGCCUCAAUAAGUCAGGCAAAAGGCACAGUAAACCUUUCAUGCAAACAGGCACCGCUAUCAAAACUGCUGCAGCCCCAACCGGUCUGGGUUAUGCCUACAUUUAAACGUACAUUUUUCUCAGAAUGCUUUAGCACUAUGGCCGGAAAUAGCUUCAUGGACCCCUCCAAACUGUUGUCAUCAUGCUAGCUUCAUAAUACCAACCACCUCGACCCACUCUUGCCCCUGCAGUCCCGUGCUUCACACUACAUGCAUGAUAACAACUUCUCCUUGGAAGCGUUGAGGCUGUUUGAGACGGUCUGGCAGGUGUAAAGUCAUGAAUGGCCGGCCUUGUCCCUCCUUCUCCGCAGCGGCCAUCUCUCUUGAAAGCUGUGAAGAAUCAGCUCUGUCACAAACAUCCUCCAAAAAGAACACAUCCCUUAUGUAGAUCCCAUGCAGUAGUCUCCUCAAAGCACCACAAGACGUUCAAAUAGUUUCCAGGCUGCAGGAUGACACUUUAAAUGCCGUCGAUCUGCAGCGCUUAGUGAAGGAAGCAGUGAGAGGGUUUUUACAUUUACCGUGUUCGAAUGAAAAAAAAAAACUUCCUCAGAUUGUUGUUGAGCAGCUCUUUGUGGUGUUGUCCAUCACUUUUUUUUUGUCAGUCAAUUUUGGACUAUGUUUGAAACUUUCUUAUAAGCUCAUUAAGCGGGUUUCAUUAAUAACUUCUUAAUCCAUAAUCUGCACAUUUACCUCAGGGUCAAUAUCCGCAAAGCAGAUACGGGACAGUUUGUGGACAUUGAUGUAACAGCAGUUCCUGCACAGACAUGUCUGCCAGCCCCCUCUUCCCUCCCCCCCGCCCCCAUGGUGUUCCUGGGUGCUUAGUGUUCACUGCUGGUCAGUGUCCCACCACACUGGAAACACAGGAACGCCUCCCCUGAAAGGGUCUUGCUCUGGUCUAUAAUGUCUUCUGCUAUAAGCACUGGGCAGUGUGGAGCUUUUGUCAGUGUAAAGCCUCUUUAAACACUUAAACCGUGAGUGACGGUACAAUUACAGUAGGCGAAUGGAAACUCCUAUACCAUCUGAAAACAAACACACUGUGACCGUGUGUAAACAGCAGGCCAAAAUAUCAAUCCCCUGACUGCAGCAGUGACAUAAAGGACUCCACAGGCAGAGUGUCCCAUAACUUUUACUCUCACUGUACCAAAUCUACUUGAAGAAUUCAACACAAAAGGCCAUUGAACACAGUUUUGUACAUGUCCAUUUUUACUGUACUUGCUUUUAUUAUCAAUUGAUUAUGAGCCUUUAUGGAGAAAGGUUUUUUUUCAUUGAUUUUCCAUUGUCUUCAGGUCAUUUCAGGAACUCUUUGGAAGUUAUCACAGCAUUAUGGUUGACUGUUCUUGUUGGGCUGUGUAAAGGCGCCGUAUUUAAAAAAAAAAAAAAAAAAAAGCCCCAUUGAUGGGCUUGACCCCUUUAAUCAGAAACAUUUAAAACUGUUGAUGUCAGGAUGCAGGCUAUUCCAGUUAGCCUGUUAUCCAAAAACAAUAAAACAUUCUCCAAGUCAGAAAGAGGAAGGAUUGUUUUGGGGGGGGGGAGAGAGAUGAUAAGAUUAAAAAGAAAACCUCUGACCUCUUUGUACAACUUUUUCAGAUGGUUUGACUUGUUUUUCUUUAUUAUUUAGAUUCUUUUGAAAGUUUUCCAUAAAAAUAGAGACCACAGCAUUGUGAAUUAGCAAUGUAGUCAUGAUUUUAAAUGUUGCUUUUUUUUUUUGUCUAAUAUGAAAUGUUUGUAUAAUUUUUCAAAAAUCAUACCUCUGGAAAUAUUUUUCUUUUGUUGUACCUUCAUAUCUUUUCACAACAUCCAUCAUGUAGCUUAUGUUUGCUUGAUGAGUAGCACAAAUUGGUGGUUUUUAUUUGUCCCUACUUGAAGAAAUACUUUUUUUUCUGUAAAAAAAGAAAGAAAAUACAAACAAAGAAAAAAAAACACUGGGCUACAUUUUAUAUAAUCAUCCCGUGUUGUCAGGGUCUCUUCCACAUCCUUGUAAAUUCAAACAGUAAUCUUUCCAGGAAAUAUUACAACCCUAUUUUGUAUUAUUUUAUGUUACAAGAAUAUUUAAACCAUCCUUACUGAGCUCCACACACGUUGUCUUAGUUUAAACCUUUUCUAUGUGUGGAACGAUGUCUGCUGUAAAUUACUACAAAACUCCACGUCAGCAUUUUUUAAAUCCAAUUUAAUGACCAUGAUCUCAGAGAGAUGACAGAUUUCAACAUCUGUUUGAGAAAAAAAGACUUUAAACAAUGACAAAAUGGAAAUGCAAGGUUUGUACAAAAUGCUAACAGUUACUGUCUUUUUUCUGCUAAUUGUAAAAAUACUUUUAAGUGAACUGAUUGUUGCCUAGUGUGUAAAGAACUAACAGAAGUCCUAUUUAAAAAAAGAAAAAAAAAGUUCAUAUUAAUAACAUGAAUAUAUCACUGAUCCGACCGUCUCAACUGAAAUCCAAUGACUGAUCUCAUUGUACAAGCAUGACAGAUGGAACUAUGUGCCAAAACUAUAAUGGAAACUUGGUUAAAAAAACACCUGCUAUCAGACAUUUAAACAACUUGUACAGUUUUAUAAAGUGUGACAACUUUUUUAUGUAAUGUACAGUAAUAUUUCUCUUUUGCUUUUAUGUAAACUUUUUGAUUGUGUAGUUCUGUUUUCAUUUGGUUCUUGUUAUUUAAUUUCUUUUCUUCCUUUCUUUUCGCUGUACAAUACUCAAGUAAUGUAUGAUGGCUUAGUACAGGUAUUUUUUGACAUCUUAAUGAUAAAAAAAAAAAAAAAGCCCGACCAUUCCAAAGGAUUGAAAACUGAAUUUGCUAUAAUUGUGCUGCUUACAUCAACCUGAUGCAUUUUUGUAGGUUAUGAAUAGAAGUCUGUCUUGACUGUGCAUUUUUUUUUUUAUACGUUGUGUGAGUUGUGCACAAGGUACGUUUCUCAUUGUCAACAUUUCCUAGGUUUGAUCUAUCCUGUCUUUUCAGGCUCUUUGUGGAGGCUAAGCCAAUUCAGAUGAACAACUUACAAACAUGCAAUAUUUAAUCAUAUAAUAUAAACAAUUAAAAAGUCAAGGGCAUUCAGAGCAUGUUUUGAAGGCCUGCGGCUUUUGAAGGCUUGUAUAGUGUUCGAGAAGAAGCCAUGAUAGGAGAGGUUGAUUGAGAAGGAGCUUUGAGUUUUUUCGCAGCUCAUCCGACGCUCCACAGUGACAAGAUGUUACCAAAGGCUUUGAAGGGAAAGAUGAAUGUUGCAGUAAAUCUUGAACUUGGUCAAGUGGGGGGUUCAAAUUUUUACGCGCUGUAAGUGCUGAUCGAUGGAUGUUGUGCUUGAAAUGGACCUUUUUCUACAUCUCAAUAAGCGACUUUUGUUAUUUUGUAUAAGAUAACUUGAAUGAACAAAACCGUCAUUAAUCAAACGAGCAAACGAGUAUCUUAAAGAGUAAAAAAAGACAAGAAACAUAAGAGACUGAGUAAAUAAGCAGCAUAGCAGACUAUAUCUGUCUGUACCCUUAACUGACCGACUGAACUGUCACUGUGCUGCUCUUUACUGUAGCGAUGCACAAUGACAAAAGGUUUCUUGCUCCGGCAUUGGAUUCUUUUUGCCCUUCAAGGAUUUGUUUGUUUCGGUUAAAUGAAUGACCUCCCUUUGAUGACAGAGAGCCUCUCACCAGCUUCUUGUUUUGGUUUCCUGUACCUGUUUUGUCCUCUAUGUACCUCCUCAGUGUGAUGUUGCUCUCUUGAUACCUCUGUGCGUUUCUCCUCUGCCCAUCACCAUCAGUUGCCUGUUGUAGUGACUCCAUGGUGCUGCCCCCCCUCACAGCACCAAUAUAAUCUAAUCUGUAAAUAACUCUUGACUCAGCUCUGGCCAGUACAUCCAAUGACCUCACUCUAACCUUCAGGUGUCAUUUUCUUUUCUCCCUCAGCAAACCAAAAUCACUACAUUCAAGUAUUACAGUUGUACAGUUCCUCGGACUCUACAUGCAUUCAAUGUGCUGGUCUUAGCCGCUCUGCUGUACCUUUUUAUGGCAUUAUUUUUUACAUGUUAGACGAUAUAUUGUGACUAUGUCCUAUGCAAAUAUGAAAAAUAACAGAUUGUUGAAUAAUGUAUGUUGUCAUAACUUGUAUGCAUGAAAUAGUGAAGUUUACAUUUGGAAAUAAAUUCAUAAAAUAAGCAGCUA